Delphinapterus leucas (beluga whale) is the source of this 4281-nucleotide messenger RNA. Lineage: Eukaryota; Metazoa; Chordata; Mammalia; Artiodactyla; Monodontidae. The record is from RefSeq and is a predicted model, not a curated record.
GGACCACCAGGGAAGUCUCUCGGAAGUAAAGUUUUAACCAUAUUUUAUUAAGGGAUAUAAUUAUCCCCUAAUUUAGUGCAAACAAAAAUGCGCUAAAUUUGCAAUCAAUACUGCCUUUUGGUUUUAUUUGGAAAACUGUGUGAGUUUACAGCAGGUGGGAAACAAGCCCGCAGCGCUCCUCCACUCUUCCUUCUCCCACUCUCUCCUGCCUGCCGGGGGCCACAGCUGGGUUCCCCCAUCCUUUCCUGCCACCUCUGACUUACCUGGUGGUGCAGUGGCCUCCUCACGGGACCCCCCCACCUGCGUCUCCAGGUGUGUCUCCAUUGGCUCCACCCACAGGUUAUCCAGUCCAGGCUGCUUUUCUACCUGAGACUCUUUAGUGCUUCUGCGUUUCCUGUGGACUCCCGGCUCUGGCAGGACCAGGAGACCACCCCCUUUCCAGCCUUAUCUUGUGUGCCCACCAGCUUGCUUCAGAGACUGUCUUAGUGCUGUGCCCUUCCAACGUGGCAGGGACCCUUAUAAGUGGCAUUUAUGGGGAGCAUGGGGCUAAGUUCCCUCUAAUUGCAGGUACCAAGGCUGGUGCAGUGCAUAGAAUUAUGAUGUUAACUUUGUCAUGUUCCAUUCCGAUGCAGAGAGCGUGCACAUCUCAGCCACGGCUGGCACAGGUACUGCCUCCGUUAAUCUCCGUUAAUCUCUUUGAGGGAAGGAGCCUCAGGAAGCAGCAUGUGUUCCUUAGGUUCUCCUGUAGGGGCAAGAGAGUGGAAAAGAGGGAGAGAGAAAACUCUUCUCACCCAUUCCCACCCGCAGAGACUGAAUAGACUUCCUGCACAUUCAGACACAUGCUCUGGGUGCAGGGGUUUUCGGUAACGACCGUCACACAGUACUGACCUCACUGGACAGGAAGUGCGCCCCUGGCAGUCAGGUCACCAGAGGACGGAGCUUCAGUGUCGACUUGGCCCAGAUUCCUGGGCUCUUUUUCCGUCUUGGCAAAACAUUUGUUCAAUAGCUUUCUGGAAAUUUUCUGAUUGGAGUAUUUGAAGUGGCAACUUAAUUUUUUUAUUGUGGGAACAUAUACACAAAAUAAAAUUGGCCACUUUAACCAUUUUUAAGCUACAGUUUAGUGGUGUUGAGUGCGUUCACACUGUUGUGCAGCCGUCACCCCCAUCGUCUCCAGAACCUUUCCGUCUCAUCCAGCUGACACUGAGUCCCCGUUUUCCCUUUCUCAGCCCCUGCACUCACCAUUCUGCUUUCUGUCUCUGUGAAAUUUGGCUAUUCUAUAGGGACGUCAUGUAAGUGGAGUCAUACAAUAUUGUCCUUUUGUGACUGCUUAUCUCACUCAGCACAGCGUCCUCAAGGUUCGGCCAGGCUAUAGCAGGUGUCAGACUCUCCUUCCUUUUUAAGGCUGAAUAAUAUUCCAUCGUGUGGAUGGACCCUGUUUUGCUUGACCAUCAUCCAUCGAUGGGUGCUUGGGUUGCUUCCCCUUCUUGGCUAUCGUGAGUAGUGCUGCUAUAAACAUGGGUGUACAAACAUCUCUGAGUCUCUGCUUUCAUCUCUUUUGGGUACGUACCCAGAAAUAGGAUAUAGCUGUAUCAUAUGGUAAUUCCAUGGUUAAUUUAAAUUUCCUCAAGUCCAGCUGACCCACUUUUCUCCCCCUUCCCAACUUUCUUUUUACUUGCUGCCAUUUUUGGAGUAGACACUUUGAAAACAGACUUUCACAAGCUACUUUAUGUCAUAGAUUAGCAAGGAAAGUAUUUGAAUCGGCAGCCUGCAACCCAAAUUUGGCACUUAGAAAGCAGCUGUGGGCAGCACGGUUUGCUGUGCUAACUUUAACCAUCUUGGGUAGGACGGCGUUAAUGCUGGUCUUGGGUAGGAUGGCGUUAACACUGGUGAGUUUUUCUAGGGGGAAGGAUCCGUGGUUCUGCAUGUACACUGGCCUUAAUGCUAUUUUAAGGGCACUUUCCCUGAUGACUUAUGGGAAGGUUUAUGGAACAGUCAGAGUAUGUGGAAUUGUUCCGAGCCACUGUUUAAAAAAAAAAAGAUUUUUCCAUCAUCUGAAAAAUACUGAACAUUUCUUGAAGGAGCAGUUGGGUCAGAAUGACAUUGUUCUGCUUCGGUGAAUUUAGUAUCUUUUGGGAACAUUAAGAAAAACCCACUAAGCAUUGCUGUAUUUAUGAGCACUGCAUCAUGCUUUUGCUUUUCUUUUGAUUGCUAGUGGUGUUCCUGUGGAUGGUUUGUCUGCUCGUGCAGGGUCAUCUCUUGUGUGAUAUUAUCAGCACCUUCUCUUGACACGAUGUGCAGAGAUUCUUGACAAUUUGGUCAUCCUGGCUAAAAACCUUAGAAUCGCUUGGAAGUCUGAGCGGGUGCUGGGAUGAGGUGCGUUGUCUCUCGCAGGUCGGAGGAUCGCUGGGCUCAGGCGCGAACAUCACCCGCUGGGUCGGCAGAUGCUGUGGGGCAACACUGCUGCUUCGGUGUGCUGCAGGCUGCCGGGGCACACUCGGAUGCGCCUUGGGUCUGUGCCCUGCAUCUCACCGGCAGAGUGUCCACAUGUAUCACAAAAGCGCGCAGUUCAGAGAAGACUACCCCGCGCCCCACCCGUACCCCGGCUCCCAAACUGUCUCGUCAACAAGGCAGCAAGAGGUGCAUCUCAUCUAUCCCGUGCGCUGGUCACUGCUGGAACCGGGAGAGGACCUGUCCUUUAGCAUCACAUAGGAAACAAACCGAGGCACCAGUCUUGUGCGGUGACGGUUUUGGAGUGCCUGGUUGGUGCGAGGGAAGGACACUGUUUAUGGAGAGCACACGAGGUGGUGACAGCCACUGUGGUCGUCAGGAGGGCCACCUGGCUGUGGUGGACAUCCCAGAGCAGACGGGGAAUCAUGAAGACAGCUCGUUGUGGAGCAGAGCUCUUCUCAAGAGCACCGAGUACGGCGUUUGUGAAAACUUGCGGAAGCUGGAGAUCACGGGCGUGUCUUGUCGAGACGUCUACGCGAAGUUGCUUCACCGAUACAGACACAUUUUGGGACUGUGGCAGCCAGAUAUCGGGCCGUAUGGAGGACUGCUGAACGUGGUGGUGGAUGGCUUGUUCAUCAUUGGCUGGAUGUACCUGCCUCCCCACGACCCUCAUGUGGACGACCCGAUGCGGUUCAAGCCCUUGUUCCGAAUCCACCUGAUGGAGAGGAAGUCGGCCACGGUGGAGUGCAUGUACGGCCACAGGGGGCCCCACAAUGGCCACGUCCAGAUCGUGAAGAAGGACGAGUUCUCCACCAAGUGCAACCAGACGGACCACCACAGGAUGUCUGGUGGGAGGCAGGAGGAAUUCCGCACGUGGCUGAGGGAAGAAUGGGGGCGGACGCUGGAGGAUAUUUUCCACGAGCACAUGCAGGAGCUCAUCCUGAUGAAGUUCAUCUACACCAGUCAGUAUGACAACUGCCUGACCUACCGCCGCAUCUACCUCCCGCCCAGCCACCCGGACGACCUGAUCAGGCCUGGCCUCUUCAAGGGCACCUACGGCAGCCACGGCCUGGAGAUCGUCAUGCUCAGCUUCCACGGGAAGCACGCCAGGGGCACGAAGAUCACGGGUGACCCCAACAUCCCUGCCGGUCAGCAGACAGUAGAGAUCAACCUCAGGCACCGCAUCCACCUGCCCGACAUUGAGAGCCUCCGCGACUUUAACGAGCUCUCGCGCAUCGUCCUGGAGGUGCGCGAGCAGGUGCGCCAGGAGCAGCAGCAGGAAGGUGGGCCCGAGGACGCCGCGGGCCUCGGCCGGCAGAGCCCCCAGCCCUGCGCGGAGCCACCCGCCGAGCAGGCCAAGGGGCCCGGGGAUGGAGGGGCCGAGGCCGCGGCUGAGCCGCCCGCCCAGUCGGGGCAGGGGCAGCCGUUUGUGCUGCCGGUGGGCGUGAGCUCGAGGAACGAGGACUAUCCCCGGACCUGCAGGAUGUGUUUCUACGGCACGGGCCUCAUCGCCGGCCACGGCUUCACCAGCCCCGAGCGCACCCCCGGGGUCUUCGUCCUGUUCGACGAGGAUCGCUUUGGGUUCAUCUGGCUGGAGUUGAAGUCCUUCAGCCUGUACAGCAGGGUCCAGGCCGCCUUCCGGAAUGCGGACGCGCCGUCCCCACAGGCCUUCGAGGAAAUGCUCAAGAACAUCCAAUCCCUCGCCUCCUGAUGGCCCACCGCCCUGCGGCGGGCGGCCUGGGCUGGGAGGGCAGCAAUGUGCGCUCAGGAGACGCGGCCUCUGACCGGAACACCCACCUCCUCGUAGGAGCCUCUGCGCGGCCUCCCCAGACG